AGCUUCCUACCUGUAGAGUUGGGCAGGAGGCGGCAAUCCUGCUGGUUCGAAACGUCAGGUGUGCACGCGACCACACCGUUUCAGUUCGCGUUAUUCGCGGCCGAAAACCCGAAUGUUUGCAUCGAAAGUCGCAGGAAACCGCUGGUUGCUGUUAGUUCUUCGUCGGGAGGAAAAAGCGGCGCCGAACAACUAGGAAAACAAUGUUUGUAUUGGGGCUUCGCAACUGUGAUUCUGAGCUCCUGCUGUGGUCUGAUUGAGACAAUUUGGGGAUGGAUUUUUUGAAAAAGUGUCCACUUUUGGUGAUUAUGGGCCAACAACUGUAGGGCCAAAGUGUGGUUCAUCUCGUAUCCUGCAGCCGCGCCAACCUGCACCAUGCACAAAGAAAGAUCUGGAAGCCUGGGGGCCACUCCAAAGCCCUUUCUGCAGCCCAGCCAGAAUCCCUCCGAUGAGCAGAUGAGCAGCGACGCUGAAACAUUGGAAGACGCCCGCAAGCUGAUCAGAGACCUCAGGGCGAAGACCAGACAACAGGCUCAGCAGAUAAUGGCUUGGCGCAAAGCCUAUAAGAUGCAGGAACUGUUCAUAAGCAGACUGCAGCGCGAAAAAUGCGACCAACUAAAGGCCAUCAGCUCCAAGCUGUUGCUGUUCGAGUCGCGGCUCAUUCGCAAGCAAAAGGACAUCGCCAUGAUGCUGAACAUGCGAGAAACCCUCAUCUGCAAACAACAACGUCUGAUCGAAACCUUGACCAUCCGACUGACCGACAACGGCCUAGACGUACCCCAGAACGAGAUCACCGACAUUGAGUACUGUUUUCCGGACCUCGAGUCGCUUAACGACUCAGACAGUGCUGUUGUAAUGGAGGACGCAGACUACGAAAACCCCUAUCAAAUGCCCAAAUUUCGCACUGCUGAUGGCAUCACGGUGAUGCGUUCGAUUUCUGAUGCCAUCGACCCCAAUCUCAAAUAUGGCAGUCGCAGAAAUAACGGCUUUCUCAGAAGGCCCGAAAUACUCGAAACUGUUUACAGCGUGGAAGAGGACGCAGACAACGACAACCAAAAGGAAGAAAUGAGCGACUUGAGCAAACGAAGGGAGUCGUUUGCAAUGCGGGGCAAAUCCAACUGCAACGUGGAAUCGCACGAGGACAAAGAGGGCGGGCAUUUGGUGCGGAAAAAAUCGGCCGAAGACAAGGGCUGCUUUGACACAGCCUCCAUCGAAAUCACCAGCAGGACUCCGCAAGGGGAUGAAGAAUACCACGAGGAAAACAGCCAGAAACCCAACACGAAUCAAGUGAAAACUUACAAUCGAGUCAUGUCGAAUCAUCGCUCCGUAACCAAGCCCAAAGACGUGAAAUACAAACGCAUCAACAAGGCGAAAUCGAAAAGCCUGGAAGAGUUGAGGGGCAGACUGAAAAACUGGGUGGAACAAGGAAGUAAACUUCCAGGGCUGCAGCUGGAGCACAGCCAGAGUUAUGCCUAACAAUGACCAAUACCCAUAACUGGGGCUGAAUCAAAGCCCAACCUUUGCUUAACUUUAUAGAUAUUUAAUAUAGAUCAUAUCUCAUGGCGUGAUCAAUUGGCCGACAAGCAUAAUCACAAAAGUCUAGCCUAAGUGGGACGCAAUUCGAAGACAAUCAACUUAAUCAAACAUGUAAAUACCGAUAACUAAACCAAAACAAAUCGUUGAUGUCGCCGCUUGAAACUAUGUACAUAAAGUUGUGAAACCCAAAGGCCUAACUCAAUCUCUAUUUGUUCCUUUUAGUUAAGUUUCGUGCUGACUGCUGAGGCACGCUGAACGAUACUUUGCUUUUACACGUAGCUAUUUAGUCAUGUAAGAUUUCGAAUUUUACCAAAGUUGUAAAUGUUUGAGGCGUAUUAAAGCUGUUGCCUCCA
Messenger RNA from Dendroctonus ponderosae (mountain pine beetle), 1886 nucleotides. RefSeq lists its product as uncharacterized. Bases 373 to 1473 code for a protein of 366 amino acids. The transcript is spliced from 6 exons. NCBI's taxonomy places the organism in Eukaryota, Metazoa, Arthropoda, Insecta, Coleoptera, Curculionidae. The record is from RefSeq and is a predicted model, not a curated record.